CCCCGCCCUUGCUGGGAUGACCCCGGGGGCGAGUGCCCGGCCAGUGUGCUCCCGAAGCGGGCUGCGGUUCCGCUCGGAUCAGGCUUCAUGGCGGCGCGGCCACUGUCCCGGAUGCUGCGGCGGCUUCUGAGGUCCAGCGCCCGGAGCUGCAGCUCAGGGGCUCCGGUGACACAGCCCUGCCCCGGGGAGUCCGCGCGAGCUGCCUCGGAGGAGCUAUCCAGGCGGAGGCAGUUCCUGCGGGAGCAUGCAGCCCCCUUCUCCGCCUUCCUCACAGACAGCUUUGGCCGGCAGCACAGCUACCUGCGGAUCUCCCUCACAGAGAAGUGCAACCUCAGAUGUCAGUACUGCAUGCCCGAGGAGGGGGUCCCGCUGACCCCCAAAGCCAACCUGCUGACCACAGAGGAGAUCCUGACCCUCGCCCGGCUCUUUGUGAAGGAAGGCGUCGACAAGAUCCGGCUCACAGGUGGAGAGCCGCUUAUCCGGCCGGACGUGGUGGACAUUGUGGGACUGAGCUGGGUCUUCAUAGAGACAUACGUUUACAUAGCUUCUUGGAAACAACUGGUCUGGUGGCUGGAAGGGUGUAGUCAGUGGCACUGUCCAUGUAGCAAAGCCCAGCUCCAGCGGCUGGAAGGGCUGAGGACCAUAGGUGUUACCACCAAUGGCAUCAACCUGGCCCGGCUACUGCCCCAGCUUCAGAAGGCUGGUCUCAGUGCCAUCAACAUCAGCCUGGACACCCUGGUGCCUGCCAAGUUUGAGUUCAUUGUCCGCAGGAAAGGCUUCCACAAGGUCAUGGAGGGCAUCCACAAGGCCAUCGAGCUGGGCUACAACCCUGUGAAGGUGAACUGUGUGGUGAUGCGAGGCCUUAACGAGGAUGAACUCCUGGACUUUGCGGCCUUGACCGAGGGCCUCCCCCUGGAUGUGCGCUUCAUAGAGUAUAUGCCCUUUGAUGGCAACAAGUGGAACUUCAAGAAGAUGGUCAGCUAUAAGGAGAUGCUAGACACUGUUCGGCAGCAGUGGCCAGAGCUGGAGAAGGUGCCAGAGGAGGAAUCCAGCACAGCCAAGGCCUUUAAAAUCCCUGGCUUCCAAGGCCAGAUCAGCUUCAUCACAUCCAUGUCUGAGCAUUUCUGUGGGACCUGCAACCGCCUGCGAAUCACAGCUGAUGGGAACCUCAAGGUCUGCCUCUUUGGAAACUCUGAGGUAUCCCUGCGGGAUCACCUGCGAGCUGGGGCCUCCGAGCAGGAGCUGCUGAGAAUCAUUGGGGCUGCUGUGGGCAGGAAGAAGCGGCAGCAUGCAGGCAUGUUCAGUAUUUCCCAGAUGAAGAACCGGCCCAUGAUCCUCAUCGAGUUAUUUUUGAUGUUCCACAAUUCCCCACCAGGCAAUCCAAGCAUUUUCUCCUGGGACCCCCUCCAUGUUCAGGGUCUAAGACCCAGAAUGAGUUUCUCCAGCCAGGUGGCCACUUUAUGGAAAGGAUGCAGGGUCCCCCAGACCCCUCCUCUAGCCCAGCAGCGGCUGGGGUCUGGCUCCUUUCAGAGACACUACACUUCCCGUGCAGACUCAAAUGCCAACUCAAAGUGCCUUAGCCCAGGUUCCUGGGCUUCUGCUGCCCCCUCAGGACCCCAGCUAACCUCAGAACAACUAACUCAUGUGGACUCGGAAGGACGGGCAGCUAUGGUAGAUGUGGGCAGGAAGCCAGACACAGAGCGGGUGGCUGUGGCUUCAGCCGUGGUCCUCCUGGGACCUGUAGCCUUCAAGCUUGUCCAGCAGAACCAGCUCAAGAAAGGAGAUGCCCUAGUGGUGGCCCAGCUGGCUGGAGUCCAGGCAGCCAAGGUGACCAGCCAGCUGAUCCCUCUGUGCCACCACGUGGCCCUGAGCCACAUCCAGGUGCAGCUGGAGCUGGACAGCACACGCCAUGCCGUGAAGAUCCGGGCAUCUUGCCGGGCUCGGGGCCCCACCGGGGUGGAGAUGGAGGCCCUGACCUCUGCUGCAGUGGCCGCCCUCACCCUGUAUGACAUGUGCAAGGCUGUCAGCAGGGACAUCGUGUUGGAGGAGAUCAAGCUCAUUAGCAAGACUGGCGGUCAGCGGGGGGACUUCCAUCGGGCUUAGCACCUGCCCUUCUCACCCAUGGCCCACCCACGCCUGGAGCUGGGAUGCAAUGUAGGCUGAGGGAAAGACGUCAGGUUCCUUUAAUCACAGUCACUGUUUACCUUGAGCAGUAAACCCGAAGUCAGCCUGCUCUACUACUAACAAACAGGCCUGCUGCUAGAUGAUCUCUAAUGACCAAUGGGGCUUCCUUUCUAUAGGGAGGAUACCAGCAGGCCCUUAAGCCUUCCAGGACACUAAGGUCAUGGGAGCGGGACUGCAACAAGCAAUGCCAGAUAACUAACUGAGAAAUCAUGUUCUUUGUGGACUAUUUCAGACAACCAGGUUCCGACAGUCCAGCCCAGAACUUUUCCUUCUCAUUUUGGGUUUUCUCUUCUCCUACUUUCCUGGGGAGCGAGUAAGGGCUCAUUAAGCAGAGGAGCCCACUUUGAGGAGAGCAAAGCACAAGCUUGCCUAAAGAAUGGAUCCCAACUUCUCCCCGGCAGCUCUGCCUCCCUAAGUCUGUGAAGCCGCAGCCCUGCCCUGUCCUGUCCUGACUUCAUCUCUCCUUCUGCCCAAGUCUGUGUCCCAUCAGACUUGCAGCCUUUCAGCUUAACAGUUGCCCGGUCCUACUGGCCCCUUUUCCUCUGGCCCCCCUCUUCUGAAACAGGAUGUGCACACAUGGGCCAUAGCCCUAAGGACUCCUGCCGGACCACACAGCCCACACCUGGCCCUGUUCAUGGCUGUUCCACCCACCCCUCUUUAUUCUGGAGCAUAUCAGGGAAAGAAGAGUUGAUGAUAGAUUGCCUUCACCCUCACAGCGCACAAAUAAAGCUACGAUGCCAACUUUGCA
Gorilla gorilla gorilla (western lowland gorilla) is the source of this 2932-nucleotide messenger RNA. It is a transcript of the gene MOCS1, whose product is annotated as molybdenum cofactor synthesis 1. Gene Ontology annotation, molecular function: cyclic pyranopterin monophosphate synthase activity; metal ion binding; GTP 3',8'-cyclase activity. The record is from RefSeq and is a predicted model, not a curated record. Gene Ontology annotation, biological process: Mo-molybdopterin cofactor biosynthetic process. NCBI's taxonomy places the organism in Eukaryota, Metazoa, Chordata, Mammalia, Primates, Hominidae. The transcript has 12 exons. The coding region runs from base 88 to 2103 and encodes 671 amino acids.